Eutrema salsugineum is the source of this 1617-nucleotide messenger RNA. RefSeq lists its product as uncharacterized. The record is from RefSeq and is a predicted model, not a curated record. Lineage: Eukaryota; Viridiplantae; Streptophyta; Magnoliopsida; Brassicales; Brassicaceae. Gene Ontology annotation, molecular function: nucleic acid binding; zinc ion binding.
AUGCCAAAGCGUAACCAUGAAGAAAUUGUUUUUGAUGACGGAGAGGAUGAGGACAGUGAAGAAGAUCCUAUAGCCAUUGGAGAUGAAGAAGACGAUGAUGAGGGUAAUAAAGAUCUUAGCUUGAAGAUAUUAGAGAAAGUGUUAUCGAGGAGUGAUUUCAAUGAUUCAAAGGAGACAAGAAUGUCAGAUCUAUCCGGUUCUGGUGUAGUAAGUACUGUGAUUGUCAAUGGAGGAAACUCAAAGAGUAGUAAGAAGAUGAGGAACCAAUCCAGAGAUGCCCACGAAAUUUCCAUUGGUUCAAAAGUCCAAAGUAAGGAUAAGAUGGUGGAAGAUUUAACAAAAGGAAAAGAUGAUGAGGUUAAGGUUGAGAGAUCUGCUGAACCGAAAGCUGGAGAAAUAUCUAGUAAUAUGGUUUUGAAAAAGCUUCUGCGUGGAGCGAGGUACUGCCCUCCUGAUGCUGGGCAGAAUUGUUAUAGUUGUGGGGAGCAAGAUCAUGUAACUGUUAAUUGUCCAACUACAAUCAAGAGUAGGAAGCCUUGCUUUAUAUGCGGGAGUUUGGAUGGUGCAAAGCAGUGUUCAAAGGGACACGAUUGUUAUAUUGGCAAAAAUGGUGGCCACGGGGCAAAAGAUUGUCCGGAUAACUGCAAAAGUUGGUCUAAGACAGCCAUAUGUUUAAGAUGUGGAGACUCUGGACAUGACAUGAUUUUGUGCAAGUAUGAGUCCUCCCAUGAUUAUUUAAAGGAUAUACAUUGCUAUGUCUGUAAAAGAUUUGGCAAUCUAUGCUGUGUUGAACCGGGUAACUCACUUAUCGGAUGUGGUCAGCUGGGUCACAUUGGACUGGCUGGUGGUAGGUACUAUGAGGAAAGCACCAAAAAAGAUUCUGCUAGUUCAUGCUUUAGGUGUGGGGAAGAAGGGCAUUUCUCAUGUGAAUGCUCGAAUUCCUCGAGCAUUAGCACUUCACAUGGCAAAGACUCACCUAGUUUAUGCUACAGAUGUAAUGGAGCUGGACAUGUUGCUCGUGAAUGUCUGAUUUCCUCUUAGGUCUCUAAGAGGAAUCGUGAGCUAUCUACUCCAUCAGAUAAAUCUAACAAGAGAAAUACACAAAACUCGGAACACACUCCAACUCCCCAUGAAUCCAACAGGAAGACGAAGAAGAAGAAGAAGAAAACACAUAAAGGAGAACAUGGAGAACAUCCGCAAACUACACUACAGAAACCAAAACUGAGAAGCGGUUAGAUGAUAAAUGAUCUGGAAGACUAUUCUUUCUAAAGAGGAAAUAUCAGGAGGCCAAAGUCUCCUAUUACACCAUCAGGUCAUAACCAUCAUAGGUUACCCACGACAUAUAUGGGUCAUUUUCAUAACCAUAGAUCACCAACAUUUAGUUCUAGUGGUCAUUAUCCAGGUUCUCAAUCAACCACAUCAUAUGGUAGAAACCAUAGAAAUUCAUCAUACGAGUCUAGUGGGCAUCUCUCGGAUCAUCCGCAUUCAAUGUGGCAACCUCAUUAUCCUUCUCCUUCUCAUCAUCAUCAUCAGAUUCACAGAUAUGCACCUGCACCCUCAAGUUAUGGUCCGGUUCACCACUAUAGCGAGUUUCCAGAGAACUAUGGUCGCUGGUAG